Eruca vesicaria subsp. sativa (arugula) is the source of this 1801-nucleotide messenger RNA. NCBI's taxonomy places the organism in Eukaryota, Viridiplantae, Streptophyta, Magnoliopsida, Brassicales, Brassicaceae. The record is from the annotation of a GenBank genome assembly.
CUGAAACAGCGAACCCAACAACAAGAAAGAGAGGAAAAGCUUUUGGGUUUCAAAAAGUAAAUUAGAAAAAGAGCGCUGCCUUUCUUUAUGGCUUAACUAUAAAGAGACAAUUCUAGAUCCAAUGGCAAUGGCACCAGUAGUGAAACUGGUACUAGGCUCAAUAGCCUUUGCAAUUUUCUGGAUAUUAGCAGUCUUCCCAUCUGUCCCCUUCCUCCCAAUCGGUCGAACCGCCGGUUCACUCUUCGGCGCCAUGCUAAUGGUUAUCUUCCAAGUCAUCACUCCUGACCAAGCUUACUCCGCCAUCGACCUCCCUAUCCUCGGCCUCCUCUUCGGAACAAUGGUCGUUAGCAUCUACCUCGAGAGAGCAGACAUGUUCAAGUACUUAGGCACUUUGCUUUCUUGGAAAAGCAGAGGACCUAAAGACUUGCUCUGUCGCGUCUGUCUUGUCUCCGCGGUUUCGAGUGCGCUUUUUACUAAUGACACGUGUUGCGUUGUUUUGACUGAGUUUGUUUUGAAGAUCGCUAGGCAGAAGAAUCUCCCUCCUCAUCCCUUUUUGCUUGCGUUAGCUACGAGUGCUAAUAUUGGUUCUUCGGCUACUCCUAUUGGGAACCCGCAGAAUCUUGUUAUCGCGGUUCAGAGUAAGAUCUCGUUUUGGGAGUUUCUUCUUGGAGUGUUUCCUGCUAUGAUCGUUGGGAUUACUGUUAAUGCUAUGAUGCUUUUAGCUAUGUAUUGGCGGUUACUGUCUGAUCAUAAAGACGGCGAAGAAGAGGAAAAUGUUGUCUCUGAAGUUGUUGAGGAAGAGGAUGUGACAUCUCAUCGAUUCUCUCCAGCUACGUUACCGCAUCUCAGCUCUUUCAGAUCAGAUGAAAGUAAUACGAGGAUGGAUCCUGAGACGCUCAGGAACAGAGCUGCUUCCUCUGGUGAGAGCAAUCAUGCGGAUAGAGACCACCAAGCUGACGCUGAGUCAGAAGGAGAGAGCAAUCAUACAACCAACGACAAUGUGUUGUUGUUUCAAACCAAGAGAUGGAGAAGAGUUUUGUGGAAAUCAAGUGUUUAUUUGAUCACUCUAGGGAUGCUUGUAUCUCUGCUUAUGGGUUUGAACAUGUCUUGGACUGCAAUCACCGCGGCUUUAGCUCUCGUUGUUCUUGAUUUUAAAGACGCAAGGCCUUCUCUUGAGAAGGUGUCGUAUUCGCUUUUGAUCUUCUUCUGUGGGAUGUUUAUAACUGUGGAUGGGUUUAAUAAAACUGGUAUCCCUACGGCUCUGUGGGAUCUCAUGGAGCCGUAUGCGAAUAUUGGUGAAGCCAAAGGAACAGCGGUUCUAGCUGUUGUGAUUCUUGUCCUCUCCAAUGUGGCAUCCAAUGUACCAACAGUGCUAUUGUUGGGAGCAAGAGUAGCGGCAUCAGCAGCGGCAGGGGAGGAGGAGAAGAAGGCAUGGUUGUUGCUGGCGUGGGUGAGCACGGUGGCUGGAAACUUGACGUUGCUUGGUUCAGCAGCUAACUUGAUAGUGUGUGAGCAAGCUCGUAGAGCAGUGAGCCAUGGGUACACUCUUACUUUCACUAAACACAUCAAGUUUGGUUUACCUUCAACGCUUAUUGUUACUGCUAUUGGUCUCUUUCUUAUCAAGUAAAUCCAUAACUCACACUGUACAUGCUUUCUUUUUUUCUCUCUUGGUGAUGAAAACUUUAUUCAUCUCAAGAACCAAUCAUUAUGUUCCUUUCAUCCUCUGUACACACUUUUGUAAUUCAAUAUUUACAACUUAGAAAAGAAACAAGAAGUCAUAGCAACUAUUAUGUGAUUUGUG